UAGGUUGUGCCUGUUCUCUGGGUGCUGGGUUGCGCCGUGCCGUGGUGCUUGGGUCCGGCGGCGGCGGAGGAGGGAUUGGGCAGUGCCCGGGCAGAACGGAAGUCCUCACCCACACCCCUUACGAGCUACGGUACACAGUCGCCAGGCUUCCGCCUGUCAGGGCAUGGAGGGGCCCUCCGGGGAAGGUGACCUGCUCACUGUGAAGCAUGAGCUGAGAACGGCGAACUUGACCGGACACGCAGAAAAGGUGGGAAUUGAAAACUUUGAGCUCUUGAAGGUUCUCGGAACAGGAGCUUACGGCAAAGUGUUCCUGGUGCGGAAGGUCAGCGGCCACGACUCCGGGAAGCUUUAUGCUAUGAAGGUGUUGAAGAAGGCGACCAUCGUGCAGAAAGCCAAGACCGCCGAGCACACCAGGACCGAGAGGCAAGUCCUGGAGCAUAUUAGACAGUCUCCUUUCCUGGUCACGCUCCAUUACGCCUUCCAGACAGACACAAAACUCCAUCUCAUACUGGAUUAUAUUAACGGAGGGGAGCUCUUCACCCAUCUCUCCCAGCGCGAGAAGUUCACCGAGGAGGAGGUGCGGAUAUAUAUCGGGGAGAUCGUGCUGGCGCUCGAUCAUCUGCACAAGCUCGGGAUCAUUUAUCGGGAUAUAAAACUUGAAAAUAUUCUGUUGGAUUCCAGCGGCCACGUGGUUCUCACGGACUUCGGACUCAGUAAAGAGUUUCUGACGGAUGAGAAUGAAAGAACGUACUCCUUCUGCGGGACGAUAGAAUACAUGGCGCCGGAGAUAGUCCGAGGAGGGGACUCCGGCCAUUAUAAGGCCGUGGACUGGUGGAGUUUAGGCGUUCUGGCGUACGAGCUGCUCACCGGAGCCUCACCUUUCACGGUGGACGGGGAGAAGAACUCUCAGGCCGAAAUCUCCAGGAGGAUAUUAAAGAGCGACCCUCCUUACCCUGAAGAAAUGAGCGACGCGGUGAGAGAUCUGAUUCAGCGUCUUUUACGGAAAGAUCCAAAGAAGCGGCUGGGCUGCGGGCCGGAGGGGUCCGGGGAAAUCAAAAAGCACUGUUUCUUUGAGAGCAUUAACUGGGACGAUCUGGCUGCUAAAAAGGUUCCGGCCCCGUUCCGGCCGGUGAUUAAGGAUGAGCUGGAUGUGGGGAAUUUUUCCGAGGAGUUUACGGACAUGGACCCCACGUAUUCUCCCGCCGCCCUGCCGAUGAACGCCGACCGCAUAUUUCAGGGAUAUUCCUUCGUGGCGCCUUCCAUCCUGUUCAAGCCGAACGCCGCUAUAGCCGACCCCAUCCAGUAUCACCUCGGCGUGGAGCGUCCCGGGGUCACCACCAUCGCCAGGAGCGCAAUGAUGAAGGACUCCCCGUUUUAUCAGCACUACGAGCUGGAUCUGAAAGAACAGCCGCUGGGCGAAGGAAGCUUCUCUAUCUGUCGAAAAUGCUUGCACAAAAAAACAAACCAGGAGUUUGCCGUAAAGAUCAUCAGCAAGCGGUUGGAAAGCAACACCCAGAAAGAGAUAACGGCCCUAAAGCUUUGUGAAGGACACCCCAACAUAGUGAAGUUAUACGAUGUUUACCAUGACCAGCUUCACACGUUUCUAGUGAUGGAAUUACUGAAAGGAGGAGAGCUGUUUGAAAGAAUCAAGAAAAAGAAGCUGUUCAGCGAGUCUGAAGCCAGUCACAUCAUGCGCAGGAUGGUGUCCGCCGUCAGCCACAUGCACGACGUGGGGGUCGUUCACAGAGAUCUGAAGCCGGAGAAUUUCCUUUUCACGGAUGAAAGUGAGAACUCCGAAAUAAAAAUUAUCGAUUUUGGGUUUGCUCGUUUAAAGCCACCUGACAACCAGCCCCUUAAAACCCCCUGCUUUACCCUCCAUUACGCGGCCCCCGAGCUGCUGACUGCCAGCGGCUACGAUGAAUCAUGUGACCUGUGGAGCCUGGGGGUCAUUCUGUACACCAUGCUGUCGGGGCAGGUGCCGUUCCAGUGCCAGGAGAAGACUGUGCUGUAUGCCAGCGCUGAGGACAUCAUGAGGAAGAUAAAACAGGGAGACUUCUCUUUCGAAGGCGAAGCCUGGAAAAACGUGUCUCAGGAGGCCAAAGAUUUGAUACAAGGGCUUCUCACAGUGGACCCAAACAAAAGAAUCAAGAUGUCCACGUUACGAUACAACGAAUGGCUUCAGAACGGCAGCCAGCUGUCUUCCAACCCUCUGAUGACCCCCGACAUUCUGGGCUCCGCGGGGGCCACCGUAAACACGCAUGUGAAAGCCACGUUUCACGCCUUCAAUAAGUUCAAGCGGGAGGGUUUUCUGCUUCAGAACGUGGACAAAGCGCCGCUGGCCAAGCGCAGGAAGAUGAAGAAGACCAGCACGAGCACCGAGACGCGGAGCAGCUCCAGCGAGAGCUCCCACUCUUCCCACUCGCAUGGUAAAACGUCCCCCUCAAAGAACCUGCACCCGGCCAACCCCACCGAGAGCAAUAACCCCGACGCCAUCUUCCAGUUCACCGAGUAGACGAGCCGCCGGGCCGCCGCUUCUAACCAACCAAAAA
Spea bombifrons (plains spadefoot toad) is the source of this 2549-nucleotide messenger RNA. RefSeq names its product ribosomal protein S6 kinase A5 (gene RPS6KA5). Gene Ontology annotation, biological process: intracellular signal transduction; protein phosphorylation; regulation of DNA-templated transcription. The coding region runs from base 164 to 2512 and encodes 782 amino acids. The record is from RefSeq and is a predicted model, not a curated record. Gene Ontology annotation, molecular function: protein serine/threonine kinase activity; ATP binding; magnesium ion binding. NCBI's taxonomy places the organism in Eukaryota, Metazoa, Chordata, Amphibia, Anura, Pelobatidae. The transcript is spliced from 17 exons.